Molecule: messenger RNA, 1273 nt
Organism: Funneliformis mosseae
Lineage: Eukaryota; Fungi; Glomeromycota; Glomeromycetes; Glomerales; Glomeraceae
Source: the annotation of a GenBank genome assembly
AUGUUCAAAAAAAGAGCAAAAAGAAUUCGAACUAAAAUUAAUGAUGAGGAAGAAAUCAGCAUUGAUGCCAUACCUGCUGUAAAUUCAGAAACAGAAAAGGAUCAAAAGAAAAAAGUUAAAGGGAAGACAAAAGAAGAACAAGAAGAAGCCUUUCAAAUAACAAAAAGUGCAGCGAGUCGUCGACUUACGAAAUCAAAAUCCAAAAAACUUCAUCUUGAUCAUAAAUCAAUUCCUCAAAAUUCAGAUCCAAUCAUCACAUCUUCCUAUACCGAAGAAAUUUUAUCAGAAUUACGUGCCAAUACACCAGCAACGCCAGCCUCCUUUCAAUCUCAAGAUAAUAUUGGAGAAAAGUUUCCACUGACUCUUGAUCCUAACUUUGAUAUACCCGAUGCUGGAGCUAUUAAUGCAGCUAAAAAAGAAAGGGAGAUGCGACGAAAGAAGGGACUAUCUGAUAUUUUAGAAUAUAUUCCAUUAUCAGAGGACACGGAUGUUAUAACUUCAUCAGGCAAAAAAAUGGAGUCAAGAUUGGUUCGAGAAGAGGACGAGUUGGGUGAAGCAGAUGAAGAACUCGAACAAUAUUUGAACGAAAAAUUGGCUAUUGGAAAAAAGGCCAAAAGAGAACAGGAACGACUUAAAAAAGUAGACAUUGAAGAAAUGAUCAUGGAUGUAAAUUUUGAGGAAGAGGAUGUUGAAUUAUUGCAGCGGGAGUUUGAAGCCAUGAAAGCAGGUGGACACAAUCCUAAGAAAUCUUCAAAACGAAAAUUCGAUAAAACACAACCGAUUGUGAGGGCUAGAAUGCCCAUUAUUGUUCCUGUACCUACGUUAAAUGAGGUUCAAUCGACUCUGGAAAGUCAAUUGAUGGAUCUACAAGUUCUGCAUAGUAAUCAUCAAGCUGAACUCAUCCAAAUACAAAAAGACAUCGACAGCCUUACAUCCUCUAAUACACAAAUAGAGGUUGAGAUGCAAAAUACGAAAAAACGAUAUAAUUAUUUUCAAGAUCUUAAAACAUUUGUCGAGAAUCUUGUAGAAUUUCUUGAUGAUAAGUUUCCAACACUAGAGAAACUCGAAAAUGAUUACCUGGAAGUACUUACUGAAAAGUCACAACUUAUUAUGCAAAGAAUCAUCAAAGAAGAUUCUGAAGAUAUCGCAUUAUUUAUCAAUAUGAAUAUUAAAGGUGAACAGAUUCAGUCUGAUGAAAUUAAGGAAGAAGGAUUUUCUACAGAUGAAGAAUUUUAUGAUAAAGAAAUUGAAAAAGAAAUUUAUGGAAAAAUAG